Molecule: messenger RNA, 3728 nt
Organism: Scophthalmus maximus (turbot)
Lineage: Eukaryota; Metazoa; Chordata; Actinopteri; Pleuronectiformes; Scophthalmidae
Gene: wnt7ba
Product: wingless-type MMTV integration site family, member 7Ba
Exons: 7
Coding region: 853-1914 (353 amino acids)
Biological process (GO): cell fate commitment; positive regulation of JNK cascade; canonical Wnt signaling pathway
Cellular component (GO): extracellular region
Molecular function (GO): frizzled binding; cytokine activity
Source: RefSeq, a predicted model, not a curated record
UCGGUACUGUCUGUGUCAGCGAUGCUGCGGCGGUGGAUCUGCAUGUUGUUCAGUACGUGUGGUGACCUAACGACUGUUGGGCAGCUCCUGGGUGUUCUCGCAUGUUUUUCUCAGACGCCUUUCGCGGCCUGUUUGCUGUAGAACAUCUUUUAAAAGGAAGAAACUGCAAAUAUACCUUUUGUUGUCGUCCUCGUUGGCCUUUUCUAUCUAAUUGCACUUGGGCACCUCGAGGACUACAUGGGUUUAACAGAUACUGCACUUCAUGCUAUAUGAACAGAUUGGAUACUCUGGGACAAUGUAUUUUUCCUUCAUACCACCACACGAUGGCGUAUAUUGUUGGUGAAGCACCAGCAGGAAUAUACAGAGUGAGCUGUAUAACCCCAGAGUCUGAGCAUCUGCCCCGCUGGAGAGCCAAUAAGGGAGAAAGUGGAAAUCCAGCCGCACAGAGCCCAGCUUGAAUUUUGAGGACUGCAAAGAAAAAGAAAAAAAAUUGAAUUUCUCUGCUGGGAAUUAAUAACACUACAUCUUAAGAGUCCUCCAACAGCCCAGGUGACGGAGCGCACUUCGGCCGAAGGGAUGCAGCCUCUCAUCACCUCCCAACACACGGACAGCAGAGGUCGGAGCCGCCGCAGCGCGCCACGGCUGCACCGUCGCUGAAGAAGACCACCACCACCACCACCACCACCCCCCCCCCCCCCCUCACCAGCGGCGGGGGAACGGAGAGAACCUGCAGGACUUCACAUCAAAAGGAUAUAACUUCUCGUUUUUGUUUUUUUCAAACUUCAUCUCUUUUUCUUUCUUUUUCUCUCCAAACCGCAAGAGCGCAGCAAACGCGGUGUUCAAUGCGCAACCAUGCUCAUCAUCUCCUCCCGCAGCGCGCUGCUGUCCGUCUACUACCCGCAGAUCUUCCUCAUCCUCACCAGCGGUAGCUACCUGGCGCUGUCCUCCGUGGUCGCUCUGGGCGCGAACAUCAUCUGCAACAAGAUCCCGGGACUGGCGCCCCGUCAGAGGGCCCUCUGUCAGACGCGGCCCGACGCCAUCAUCAUCAUCGGCGAGGGCGCCCAGCUGGGCAUCAACGAAUGCCAGUACCAGUUCCGGUAUGGCCGGUGGAACUGCUCGGCCCUGGGCGAGAGGACCGUGUUCGGACAAGAGCUGAGAGUAGGCAGCAGGGAGGCAGCGUUCACUUACGCCAUCACUGCGGCCGGAGUCGCCCAUGCAGUGACUGCAGCCUGUAGCCAGGGCAACCUGAGCCAGUGCGGCUGUGACCGCGAGAAGCAGGGCUACCACGACCAGGAGGAGGGCUGGAAGUGGGGCGGCUGCUCGGCCGACGUCAAGUACGGAGUGGAGUUCUCGCGGCGCUUCGUGGACGCCCGGGAGAUCAAGAAGAACGCCCGGCGGCUCAUGAACCUGCACAACAAUGAGGCAGGGCGAAAGAUCCUCGAGGAGAGGAUGAAGCUCGAGUGCAAGUGUCACGGCGUCUCCGGCUCGUGCACCACCAAGACGUGCUGGAUCACCCUGCCCAAGUUCAGAGAGAUCGGCUACCUGCUGAAGGAGCGCUACAGCGCCGCAGUUCAAGUGGAGCCCGUCCGGGCCUCGCGGCUCCGCCAGCCGUCCUUCCUGCGCCUCAAAGAGGCCCGGGGCUACCAGAAGCCCACGGACACGGACCUGGUCUACCUUGAGCACUCGCCCAACUACUGCGAGGAGGACGCGGCGACGGGGAGCAUGGGGACGAGGGGCCGCCUGUGCAACGGCACCUCGACCCACGCGGACAGCUGCAACGUGAUCUGCUGCGGCCGGGGCUACGACACGCACCACUACACGCGCGUCUGGCAGUGCAACUGCAAGUUCCACUGGUGCUGUUUCGUCAAGUGCAACACCUGCAGCGAGAGAUCGGAGGUCUUCACCUGCAAGUAGGGAACAGGAGAAGCGGGACGGCGGGGCGAGGGAUGGGAGAACGGACAAGGGCCGAAGAGGUAAGGGCAUAUGACGAAAGUUGGAAUUCGAAGUGAAGGACUUGGAAGUAUUUAUUCGACAUUUUGCACAUUUUGACAUCCUAUUUGGAAUUCUCCGAAGAAAGGAGAGACAGGUGUGAAAUGGAACACAAGGUUCUAGACACCUGCAUUUCAGAGACAUAUUGCAGCAGAAUGGAUUUGGAUCUUCUACUUUUCACCUUCCGGCAAAGCAAAUAUUUUUUGAAGACAACGUCUCGCAAAAAAAAUGCAGCUCCCAGAUGUUACGGCACAAGAGGGGGAAAAAAAAACGCAGCGAGGACUCUUGUCGGAUCUGGAGAAGCACGGGACACGCGCGAAGCGGAAGUGCUGCAGUACUGCCACGGAAAGAAGACGGACACUGAGAGGUGGCAGUGGAAUAUACGUUUUGACUGUACGCUCACACUGUAUUUCUGUUUGAACACUGAAAAUAAAAACAAGAUUAUUUAUGUUAAAGAAAAAAAUAAUGAUCAAAACUUCCAAACUGAAGCCCUAACCCUCUGAUAGCAAAUUCAACUGUGCUGUUUUUUUCUUCCCUUUUUUUUGAUCCCCGGUUGCUGCUGAUAUGUUUCAGGCUUGGAUUCACAUUUUCAGCUAAAUCCCUUUUUUUUCCCCCAUUCACAUUAUCAGUGGUCGGUACUUUGCUGUAUAUUAAGUGUUUUUCUUUUGCACUCACACAGUCACAUUUCUUCCCCUCUCUUUUUUCUCCAUUGGACAUUAAGUAAUUAGUGGGGCUGGUGCUGUGUUGAGCUCUCUCUCUCUCUCUCUCUCUCUCAUGGACAUAUUCCCACCAGGGGCCAGACCCUUUGUUACGCCAAAGAGGACAACAGAAACCACCGACAGACUAUUUUAAGCAUGCAACUUGUCAGUUGCAGCAGCAAAAAAUCCUGACAGCGUUCAUUAUAUUGGUUGUUUUUUUUGGGGAGGGCUCUCGACUUCUGAAAGAAAAGCGCGUCGGCCUCGGCGGAGCUCCGUCAAGGUGCAAUCACGUUCGGACACAUCCAACAUUCCCGUGAACGACGGAGACGGCCUCUGCUUACACAAGGCCUUCCAGCGCGGUUUAGGCCUGCCUGGGUGGAUGGCAUGUGCCCCGACCACACGGAGGGGGGGGAUCAAAGGCCCCCUUUCAAAGCUAUUUUUGGACCCCACCCUUAAUGUGUUCAGAAAUGUUUAUUUAGGCUUUAUAUAACUUACAAAACAAUUUGAAGAGUAUAUUUUUAUAUGAGGAACGUGGCACUUUAUGUCAUUUGUAGAUGGGGAAACAAAAGUCGCUAUUUAAUGUCGUUGUGAUCAGAGUUUAUAGCUAUAAGUUAUUUGGAAAUUUGUGUCUUUGAUCGAGGUUCCUGAAAUUGUAAAUACUCCUUGUGUGUUUUUAUCCGAGUGGCCCAGACAGUCCAUCUCGAUGCGACCCGUCACAAUUCAAAGUCGCUCGUAGGUGGAAAAAUCCAAUGAAUCUCGUGGAGACCGCUGUAUACGAUUAAAUACGUGGAAGUUGCUGGUAGAUAGAACAUUGGAAGUUUUGGAGAUUUCUGUUUCCAGUUGUCUUUAUGGAGCUAAAAGUGUAGUUAUAACUUGAAACACGGCUAAAUUAAGUUUAUUGUUCUGUGGCUAAAACAAAGUCUGCAUCACUUACAAAUAUGGACAGAUUUUUCAUUUUUUUUCUUUUUUUACCAAUAAAAUCUGAGUAUCCUUUUCACGCCUUUUUGGGUUUCAUGUCACAUCUGGCCUUAUUAAAAUCAU